Messenger RNA from Platichthys flesus (European flounder), 3689 nucleotides. RefSeq names its product zinc finger protein 646-like. The record is from RefSeq and is a predicted model, not a curated record. Lineage: Eukaryota; Metazoa; Chordata; Actinopteri; Pleuronectiformes; Pleuronectidae. Gene Ontology annotation, molecular function: RNA polymerase II cis-regulatory region sequence-specific DNA binding; DNA-binding transcription factor activity, RNA polymerase II-specific. Gene Ontology annotation, biological process: regulation of DNA-templated transcription. The transcript is spliced from 7 exons. The coding region runs from base 64 to 1350 and encodes 428 amino acids.
AUCCCGACAAAGCGGCCCUAUUUCUUUUCAUCCAGAAAAAGUCGAAGAACCUGAAAAGCGACGAUGUACGCCCGAACAAACACCGGCAGCGCACAUGGAGACUUCCAGGAUCGAAACGGAGUUAAUUAUGUGACAUCGACAGAGACCUUCGGUCACUGCUCUCAAUUGUUCUGGAAAAAGGAUCCCAACGACUCCGGACCGAGUUCGACCAUCAGUUGGUGUGAUCAGCUCCCAUCGUCCUCAGCAGCCCUCACCAGCUCUAAUCUGUCCGCAGCAUCACUGACAACCUCCAAUCUUUCCCUGGACUCCAGAGCACCAGCCCCUGCAACGACAACGGCGCCAGAUGACAUGGAAUCGGACGAGAGGCCAUACACCUGUGACAUGUGCACCUGCGCCUACAAGCACGCCAGCUCUCUGCUCAACCACAAGCUCACACACAAGACAGGAGACUUCAGAUGUGACUUUUGCAGCAAGCCCUACACCAACUACAUGUCCCUACGCAACCAUAUGCGAAUCCACGGCCAGAAGCGCUACAUGUGCGACUUGUGCGGGAAGGCCUUCCGUUUGGCCCGGUACCUCCGUAACCACCAGAGGAUCCACGAUGACGGACCAAACCGCUUUGAUUGUCCCUCUUGCUGUAAGAGCUACAGGACCAUGCUGGAGCUGGCCCAGCAUCGCUGCACCUCUGCAUCAACUAGCCAGAACCGGUUCAACUGCCCGUCCUGCUUUAAGAGCUACCGAACCAUGCUGGACCUGGCCCAGCACCGCUGCAGCGCCGCGGCCAAAAACCAGUCUGGCAGUCGCCGGUCCAAUUUCCCCAACACUCCUCGCCGUCAGCAGCAGCGGCAGAACAAUGCUAACGCCAUGAUGCAACAGCAGCAUGGAGGACACGGUCGGCAGGAAUCUCUUCCCUCCCACUGCGUGUCACCAAUGUCUCAGGGCGGGCAAGGCGGCAACGUGGCCAGCCAGUCCAUACCCGACCCCCACCAGCAGGGCCGUCCCAGUUCAGUGUCCUCCCAGAGCAGCCAGCAGAGCAUGAGGAGCUCGUCCUCCAACAAACACGUCUCCUCCUCUAGCGCCGCCCCAUCCUCCUCUUACUCCCUGCUCCAGCCCCUGGUGCCUGAGGUAAAGGAGAUGAGCUUGGGAUACACUAGGCUGAGCGCCAACCCUAUGCCGAAGCACCAGGACACUUUCUCUCUGGCCCCCCAGCGGCCCCUCACCACCAUCAACCCCAUCAACCCCAUUGGCCACUCCCUUCAUCCGAACGGAGCGCCCACGCUCAAGCCUUCCCCCGUGCCACGCACCAUCCAGGCCAUGCCCUGGGAGCAGCGCUCCCUCUACAAUCAAUGAGACCUCCACCCCUACCCAUCCCCUUCACUUCGCAUCUGCCGCCACCCCCUCUUCGUCCCCACCCAUUUCGGAUCCAGCAUCAAGGACGGAGGACUCCAGAGGCGCCCCCUCCUCCACCUCGCCCCUCCUUUUGGAACGUUAUGUUUGGGAUCAGGGACGGGCACUAUUGAGAACUAGUUAAGAUUGAUUACCAAGUAGUUAGGUUAAAAAAAUGUGUUGCCUUGACCCUUAUGUAUGAUCUAUGCCAUGUACUGGAUAUAAGUUAAAAUGUCCCCUAAUCUGUCCUCUCACUGAGAAUUUAUCCUCCUCCCCACUCUAGUUAUGAAAAUAUCUAUCCUCCCCAUUAUGAAUAGUGUCUCUCCUCACCCCCCACUCUCCUUAUCCAUAUCUUAAAAGAAACAAGAGGCUAUUUUUUAUCAACAGUGUGUUCUAUGCCCUGAGCCCUGAAGUUGUCAAAGUAAAUGUGACAAAAUUCUCCAUUUCAGUUUGAUAUGUUUCCGAACAUAAAACCCAACUUUUUGCUAAAGGAGGCUUCUGGAAAGUAAAGGGAAGGGGGGAAACAAACUUUUUUUUAAACGUACCCCUUCAACAUGCUCCAGAAUGAACUUUGUGUAUAUUGUGCGUUAGGAGGUUUCAUGGCUAUUUCAAAAAGUCGUUUCCGUUCUGUUUGACGUUACAGCACCCACACCUCUCAUCUCUGAGCACCAGGCAACCGCGAGGACCACAACUAUUGUUCAGCAAAGCAUUUUGGGAAAAGUGCAGUUUGUGCAGUUGGGCUUCUGUGUUGUGAAGUGAACUGAAGCCCCGCUGUCGGAAUAGGACGUGUUCACUACGUAGCCGCAGCCACAGAAUAAGGACAUUGUGGUGCGGUGACCUUCUUUCAACACACAACUGAAAGUUCACUUUUCCUAAAUGUGCAACUGAGUGGUGGCGCGUUUUUAGUGUAGUUUUACUGACUGUUAGCUGGGAAUCAAAUCUAGAAGAAACAGCACAGGUCUCCAUCCUUUCUGUUCCAAACUCACCGUUAACAUGUGUUCCUUUCACUUUAAAGCACUUGAAGACAAGUGCUGUUUAAUUAUUACUGUUACUGUCUCUGCCACCCAUCCCCUCCCUCUGUCUAGAGCUCUGUGUAACAUUGCCUUACAUCCUGCCCUCAUCACAACUCACUGACAUGAUCUUCGGCAGGGAUGUCUCAGUGUGGAAAUUUUCCCAUUGGGUAAUAAAAUCAUGCAAACACUGGUGUUACUGGUUACACCGGACAUUUAACAGGAAAUGGCUCGGUGUUUACAGCAUUUACUGAGUGCGAUCUGUAACGUCAGAUAUCUCUGCAGGCAGCCUCAGUCUUCUGCUUGCACAUGAAGUUGUGUGCAGUGUUAAAUUAUCUAGACUGUGGCCGUCAUGUCAUAACUCAUCAUGACUAAAAGAUCUUGAAGAAAUAAAAAAAUCCAACGUCUUAUUUAACUUUAAACCCCAAAUCUUUACAACCCCCGUCGGUCAGCUCUCCUCAAGUUCCCCGUGUUGUGACUCUUCUGUAGAGCGAGACGACGCGACCUGAACCUGACGGGACAAAAGACCCUUUUUAGCUACUAGGUCGGGUCGGACAGCAAAAUGCAGAGUCACGCUCUACGGAGCAGACACUUUCACUUAAUAACUGUAGCGUCACACUAAGUAUUGAUAAUUAGUGACGUGGGAACUUCCACUGAUGCACAGAAAAAAUGAAGGAGGGCUGAGGGACUUCUGUAUUCGUAAUGUGCCUGAACACCGUGUAACCAGUAACACCGAUUACCACGGCAGCCCUAAUCGCUGGUGACUUGGCAGCAGAACUGGUGCCUGGUUUGUUUCUGUGACUUGGCUGUUAGUGGAAGCUACAGUGGUUAAUGGGACAGAUUGUUGGCAGCUCUGGACACCACUCCCACCCUCACCCCAGCCUCACCCCUGCUCCGACAUGUCCUCCAGUGUUGCUUUUCUUGUAGAGAACGUCAUGCCUGCAUCUCACUGUUCCUGGUAUGGAUUUAGUUUACACCUACCUGCAGGGUGUUUCAAUAAGCAGCCAAUUGUAGUUGGCCGGAUGAAUCCAAAUUCGCCCUACAGUGUUUUGUAAACAGUUGUUUUGAUAAAUAACAGUUUAAACAUGGAUCCCAUAGGUAGCUAUGCUAGGUUUUGCUUGCUAACACGGUGCUCAUUGAAAUACCCACAAUUCUACUGACAUUGUAUUUUCUCUUUUAAAAGUUGUUUCUAUUUUUAUUCAUGACAUGUUUUCAUUGUUGCUUUUCUCUCUCCUUGUAAAGUGUCUUUGAGUAUUUAGAAAAGUGCUAUACAAAUAAAAUGUUUUAUCAUUA